AUGAAAGUUGUUCCCGGCCAAUACCUAGCGCCGCAAAUAAAACAGGAAGGGGAUGAGAUAAUAACAUUCACUGCUGGUCCUGGGGCCACGGUAACUACAGUGCUGCGUCAAGGGGUGGAUGUGCCGAUGAUUGUCGCCACCAAGUGUGGGGACAUGAAGACUGAAGGACGCGAAAUCCUGGUGCUCCUGACUCGAGAGCAAGCCGGGGUGGUCAAGACGAUCUUACCCAAGGAAGGCGAUGUGGUGAUUGUGCGGAUAACACGGACGCUGGCGAAACAGGCGUGGUGUGAGUUGGUGAGCACCCGCGACAGCACCAACAUGCUCAGCGACGGCGGCAUUGGCGCUAACGGAUUGAUUGCUCUGGAUAGCGUACCUCCGGGGGCUGGCGCCCAGCCGUUGCUGCUGCUCCAAGCGGUGGCGCUGAGUGCGGCGUUUGGCGCCACUCUGAGAGACCUUGGUGAGCUGUAUCGUGGCGUCAUCAGAAGCCAGGAUAUUCGUAGUACUGACCGGGAUAAGGUGAAGGUGGUGGAGCUGUUUCGUCCCGGUGAUAUUGUGCGUGCCACGAUCAUUUCCUUAGGUGACGGCAACCACUACUACUUGCUGACGGCUGCCAACGACUUGGGCGUGAUUUUCGCCCGGAGCCGGGGCGGGGCUGGUGACCAAAUGAACCCGGUGGACUGGGAACACAUGAUGGACACGCGUAAGGGCGAGGUCGAGCGCAGAAAGGUUGCCAACCCCUUCCGGGUAUAA
Messenger RNA from Diutina rugosa, 750 nucleotides. RefSeq names its product exosome non-catalytic core subunit. The record is from RefSeq and is a predicted model, not a curated record. Gene Ontology annotation, cellular component: cytoplasm; nuclear exosome (RNase complex). The coding region runs from base 1 to 750 and encodes 249 amino acids. Gene Ontology annotation, molecular function: RNA binding. Gene Ontology annotation, biological process: RNA processing. The transcript has a single exon. Lineage: Eukaryota; Fungi; Ascomycota; Pichiomycetes; Serinales; Debaryomycetaceae.